AUGUGCAGCAUGCCGUUGUUCAGGCAGCAUUAUUCUGGUGCAAGCCCAAAAUUAACUAGCUCUUUGACAACAAUUCCUCCUUGUGAUCCAGAACCAUCUGAAAGUAACGAUCGUGUGCGUGAGCUUCAGUCAUUACGCUAUGCGAAUAAAAGUUUAACUCAAUCUAUUUACGACUUUCAGAAGUUGCUGCAAGAGAAAUCUGAGCAAAUAGCAUCAAUGGAGAGUACAAAUGCAAAAACUGUGGCAAAGCUCGAGAAAGAAAAAGUUGCAUUGUCAAAAGAGGCUGGUUCUACCUAA
This is a messenger RNA of Dracunculus medinensis (Guinea worm), 297 nucleotides long. The record is from the annotation of a GenBank genome assembly. NCBI's taxonomy places the organism in Eukaryota, Metazoa, Nematoda, Chromadorea, Rhabditida, Dracunculidae.